AUGAGUGACUCUGGGAAAGACAAAGCUGAUGGAAGUGCAGUGAUGAGACUACGAUCCGCUGCGGUGGAUGAGGCGAAGACCGCGGACGCAGCAGGCGGCAACUCUCCUGCUGCUUAUUCUAAUGCAGGAUCACGCGGUGAUGCACCGUUUAGCCUAGGAUAUUACAACCUUGAGCUGAUAAACUCUGGCAGGUCGGACGGCGACACCGAGUCGACGAAGGCUGCCAAAAAGACAGAGACUAAAGCGGCGACGACAUAG
Molecule: messenger RNA, 258 nt
Organism: Peronospora matthiolae
Lineage: Eukaryota; Oomycota; Peronosporomycetes; Peronosporales; Peronosporaceae
Source: the annotation of a GenBank genome assembly